Molecule: messenger RNA, 1233 nt
Organism: Colletotrichum chrysophilum
Lineage: Eukaryota; Fungi; Ascomycota; Sordariomycetes; Glomerellales; Glomerellaceae
Exons: 2
Coding region: 1-1233 (410 amino acids)
Biological process (GO): cell wall modification
Molecular function (GO): pectinesterase activity
Source: RefSeq, a predicted model, not a curated record
AUGAAGAGCUCCGUGUCUUUGUCCCUUCUCUUGCCUCUGGCAUCCAUUGCCGCCGCCGCCGGCAUCCCCAGCGGCCCAGCCAAGACAUACGCAGACUGCCAAAAGAAGACCUGCGAUAACCCCCUCGACGGCUGUCCCCCCAACACAAUUUUCGUCAGCAAGUCCUCCUCCAAGGCGAACUUCACCACCAUCCAGGCCGCCAUCGCCUCCCUCCCCAACAACACGGACGCCUACACCAUCCUCAUCGCCCCGGGCAAUUACACCGAGCAGCUCAAUGUCACACGCCAAGGCCCGUUGACCCUCCUGGGCAUGACGGACCGGCCCGCCUCGUCCCGUUUGUACGCCGACGUCAGCCUCAACACCACCGCCUCCAACAAGAACGAGGUCCAGAUCUGGUGGAACGCCGCCAACCACAACGUCGCCUUCCCCGACAACGCCUACACCAGCGUCCUGACCGUCGGCCCCAACCUCAACGCCACCCUCACCGGCUCCGGCCCCACGGGCUUCCCCGUGCCCGACGACACACCUUUUGGAUGCUCGGACUUCCGCGCCUACAACAUCGACUUCAGGAACGACGAGUACCCCUUCUCCAACGGCCCUGCGCACGCCGUCGGUGUCAGCAGGGCCAACGCGGGCUUCUACUCCUGCGGCCUGUACAGCUACCAGGAUACCCUCUACGUCGGCAAGCUCGGCAAUGCCUACUUUUACGACAACGUCAUUGCUGGCCAGACGGAUUUCUUGUACGGCUUCGGCACCGCCUACAUUGAGAAGUCGACCCUUUCCCUCCGCAACUGCGGUGGUGGCAUCACUGCCUGGAAGGGAACCAACACGACGUUCGAGAAUAAGUACGGCGUCUACAUCUCCGACUCCCAGCUCAUCGCCGCCAACUCUUCCAUCGCGCCGGUCAUCAAGGGUGCCUGCCCCCUCGGCCGCCCCUGGAACGCCCAACACCGCUCCAUCUUCAUGGAGUCCUACUUUGACGCGAGCAUCAAACCUGAAGGCUACAUCCCCUGGGGUACCACAGACCCCCGCACCAACAACUACACCUUCAUGGCGGUGUACAACGACAGAGGCCCCGGCUGGACGCCUACCCAGAUGGCUGCCAGCGGCGUCACGUACGUGCUCAACGAGACAGCGGUCGAGCCGUACAGGAAUCCCGUUGAUGUCUUCCAGACUGAGGACGGCAAGAACGGAUUCAUUUCCUGGAUUGAUCAGAGUGUAUUGCGGUCAUGA